Emys orbicularis (European pond turtle) is the source of this 561-nucleotide messenger RNA. RefSeq names its product ankyrin repeat domain 66 (gene ANKRD66). Gene Ontology annotation, cellular component: nucleus. The record is from RefSeq and is a predicted model, not a curated record. Bases 13 to 561 code for a protein of 182 amino acids. The transcript is spliced from 3 exons. Lineage: Eukaryota; Metazoa; Chordata; Testudines; Emydidae. Gene Ontology annotation, molecular function: protein binding.
GAACUGUGCAACAUGACAGAGCUUCAUGAAGCUGUAGCUCUGGGCGAUUAUGAUUUAGUGAAUGAGCUUCUGAAAAAAGGGCUUUGUGAUGUGAAUUACAAAGAUACGGACUGGAAUGACAGGACACCAUUACACUGGGCUUCUGCUAAAGGGCAAUUGGAGAUGGUAAAGCUACUUGUGCAGCAUGGCGCUCGCCUUUGCUUGAGAACUGACGUGGGUUGGACUCCAGCUCAUUUUGCGGCUGAGUCAGGAAGACUAGGUGUGCUAAGGACUCUUCAUUUUUUGCAUGCCGCCAUCGAUGCAGCAGAUCUCUAUGGGGACACUCCGAAAAGGACUGCAGAAAUCUACGGACACAAAGACUGCGUGAAGUUCUUAGAAAUAGCUGAGGUGGAGUGCAGGGACUACCGUUUGGUGGCAGGAUUGAAAGGAAUUCAACUGGACCAGACAGAUGAAGACUGGGAACUCAAGAAAGAAGAGCUUGAGAAAAAUACACCCUGUGCUCAAGCGAAAUAUACACGCUCUACUCAAAAGAAAAACAGAGGAAAGAAUGUGAAACAAUAG